This is a messenger RNA of Aspergillus oryzae RIB40, 3786 nucleotides long. Its product is annotated as class I myosin myoA. Gene Ontology annotation, cellular component: microvillus; cytoplasm; actin cortical patch. Gene Ontology annotation, biological process: endocytosis; actin filament organization; vesicle transport along actin filament. NCBI's taxonomy places the organism in Eukaryota, Fungi, Ascomycota, Eurotiomycetes, Eurotiales, Aspergillaceae. The record is from RefSeq and is a predicted model, not a curated record. Bases 1 to 3786 code for a protein of 1261 amino acids. Gene Ontology annotation, molecular function: microfilament motor activity; actin filament binding; ATP binding. The transcript is spliced from 9 exons.
AUGGGACACUCACGACGUCCUGUUGGCGGGGAGAAGAAGAGUCGAGGCUUCGGUCGCUCGAAGGUCGCUGAUGUAGGUGAUGGGCGACAAGCGGGAAAACCUCAGGUCAAGAAGGCCACAUUUGAGACAACAAAGAAGAAGGAUAUUGGUGUUUCGGAUCUUACAUUGCUGAGCAAGAUCUCGAAUGAAGCCAUCAACGACAACCUGAAGCUUCGCUUCGAGCAUGACGAAAUCUACACGUACAUCGGACAUGUGUUGGUGUCCGUGAACCCGUUUCGAGACUUGGGCAUCUAUACCGAUAAUGUCCUCGACUCCUAUCGGGGUAAGAAUCGGCUAGAAGUUCCCCCUCACGUCUUCGCAGUUGCAGAAUCCUCGUAUUAUAACAUGAAAUCCUACAAAGAUAACCAAUGUGUGAUCAUUUCCGGAGAGUCGGGUGCGGGGAAGACGGAGGCCGCGAAGCGGAUCAUGCAGUACAUCGCCAGUGUAUCCGGCGGAAGCGAUUCGUCCAUCCAACAGACGAAAGACAUGGUUUUGGCCACAAACCCGCUCCUUGAAUCAUUCGGUAAUGCGAAGACGCUGCGCAAUAAUAACUCUUCUCGGUUCGGAAAGUACCUGGAGUUGGAAUUCAAUGCUAAUGGUGAGCCGGUUGGCGCCAACAUCACCAACUACUUGCUGGAGAAAUCGCGAGUCGUCGGUCAGAUCGCCAACGAGCGAAACUUCCACAUCUUCUACCAGUUCACCAAGGCAGCGCCGCAGAAAUAUCGAGAUAUGUUUGGCGUACAGCAGCCCCAAUCCUACCUGUAUACAAGCCGCUCAAAAUGCUUCGACGUGCCCGGAGUUGACGACAAUGCCGAGUUCAGGGAUACUCUGAAUGCAAUGGGGGUGAUUGGGAUGAGCGAAGCUGAACAGGACAACGUCUUCCGAAUGCUCGCCGCCAUUCUGUGGAUUGGAAAUGUUCAGUUCGCUGAGGAUGAUUCUGGAAACGCUGCUAUCUCGGAUCAGUCGGUUGUUGAUUUUGUCGCUUAUUUGCUGGAAGUCGAUCCUGCCCAGGUGAACAAAGCGCUCACCAUCCGCAUCAUGGAAACCGCCCGUGGAGGCCGUAGGGGAUCAGUUUACGAAGUUCCUCUGAACACCGUCCAGGCCCUUGCCGUACGUGAUGCGCUAUCCAAGGCGAUCUAUUUCAAUCUUUUCGAUUGGAUCGUUGAACGUGUCAAUCAGUCCUUAACUGCCAGGGAACCCGUAGCGAACUCAAUUGGAAUUCUGGAUAUCUAUGGUUUCGAAAUCUUCGAGAAGAACUCUUUCGAACAGCUCUGCAUUAAUUAUGUUAAUGAGAAACUCCAGCAAAUCUUCAUCCAAUUGACCCUGAAGGCUGAACAAGACGAAUAUGCUCGCGAGCAGAUCCAGUGGACGCCGAUCAAAUACUUUGAUAACAAGGUGGUAUGCUCGUUGAUUGAAGACAAGCGGCCACCUGGUGUUUUUGCUGCCCUCAAUGACGCUUGUGCAACAGCGCAUGCUGAUUCUGGCGCUGCGGACAACACCUUUGUGGGAAGACUGAACUUCCUCGGGCAGAAUCCAAACUUCGAGAACCGACAGGGUCAGUUUAUUGUCAAGCACUACGCCGGUGAUGUCAGUUACUCCGUAGAGGGCAUGACAGACAAGAACAAAGACCAGCUGCUGAAGGAUCUCCUGAACCUUGUCGGAUCGAGCGGCAAUCAGUUUGUCCACACGCUUUUCCCUAACCAGGUCAACCAAGAUGAUAAGAGACGUCCACCUACUGCUAGCGACAAGAUUAAGGCUUCCGCUAACGACCUGGUGGCUACCUUGAUGAAAGCUCAGCCAUCAUACAUUCGUACCAUCAAGCCAAACGACAACAAGGCCCCGAGAGAGUACAACGUUGGAAACGUUCUGCAUCAAAUCAAAUACCUCGGUCUCCAGGAAAACGUCCGAAUUCGACGUGCUGGUUUCGCUUAUCGUCAAACUUUCAAUAAGUUCGUGGAGCGUUUCUACCUUUUGUCCCCGAAAACGUCCUACGCCGGCGAUUACACAUGGACCGGCGACGCAGAAUCAGGCGCUCGGCAGAUCCUCAAGGACACUAGCAUUCCCGCAGAGGAGUACCAGAUGGGUAUCACGAAGGUGUUCGUCAAGACCCCCGAAACGCUUUUUGCCCUAGAGGCUAUGCGUGACCGGUAUUGGCACAACAUGGCUAUUCGCAUCCAGCGCGCAUGGCGUAACUACCUUCGCUAUCGUAUUGAGUGCGCCAUCCGCAUUCAGCGAUUCUGGCGUCGCACCACCGGCGGUCUUGAACUCCUUAAGGUGCGUGAUCAAGGCCAUCAGGUGCUCCAAGGUCGCAAGGAACGUCGCAGAAUGAGUUUGCUCGGCUCUCGACGAUUCCUUGGUGACUACCUUGGAAUCGGUAACAAGGGUGGACCGGGAGAGAUGAUCCGCAACGGUGCAGGCAUUAGCGGAUCGGAUGAUAUCCUCUUUUCUUGCCGUGGUGAGGUCCUGAUUUCCAAGUUUGGUCGGUCUAGUAAACCUUCUCCACGGAUUCUUGUUUUGACAAACCGGCAUGUAUAUAUCGUGGCACAAAUUCUUGUCAAUAACCAAUUGCAAAUUUCAGCUGAAAGAACGGUGCCGAUUGGUGCCAUCAAAGCUGUCAGCACCUCAAAUUUGAAAGACGACUGGUUCUCCUUGAUCAUCGGUGGGCAGGAACCUGAUCCUUUGAUUAACUGUGUCUUCAAAACGGAAUUUUUCACACAUCUUCAGACCGCUUUGCGUGGGCAAUUGAAUCUGAAGGUUUCUGAGAACAUUGAAUACAACAAGAAGCCCGGUAAGUUGGCUACGGUUAAAGCUAUUAAGGAUCCGGCCGCCUCUCCGAACGUUGAUACCUACAAGAGCCACACUAUUCACACCAGUCCCGGUGAGCCCCCGAGCUCGGUCUCCAAGCCGACGCCGAAAGCGAAGCAAGUUGCGGCACGGCCAGUCACCAAAGGAAAGCUGUUGCGCCCCGGAGGUCCUGGUGGCGGGCCAUCGAAACUGGCGUCCAGACCUGCAUCCAGACCUACACCCAAACCUCAACCUCUGCCUCAAUCACAGCCGGCUACGGCGCAACCAAUUCCUGCCCCUCAGCCUGCCGCCGUUCCUAGACCAGUUCCCCAGCCCGUUGCAGCCGCUGCCGCUUCUCAUACACGGAAUGCCUCAUCCGGCUCCGUGAGAGCUCCGCCUCCGCCACCGCCAGCGAGUCCCCCGGCGCCGAAGAAAGCAACAGCGAAGGCCUUGUACGAUUUCACUAGCGCACAGUCCAACGAGCUGGACAUCCGGGCGGGAGAUGUCGUGCAGAUUGUAUCGAAGGAAGGGAACGGUUGGUGGUUGUGCAUGAACAUGGCAACUUCCGUCCAGGGCUGGACCCCCCAGGCGUAUCUUGAAGAACAAGUCGCGCCUACGCCUAAGCCUGCUCCCCCACCACCACCACCAGCCGCACCUAGGGCAAGCCCGGUGCCGUCUGCCAACGGAGCCGCCGCUACUGCGGCCGCGGCGAAGGCCAAACCAGCACCUCCUGCGCCACCUGCGAAGCGCCCGAACAUGGCUGGAAGAAAAGCGGUGCCGGCACCUCCACCAGCGCCUCGGGACAGCGCCGUGAGCAUGAACUCGCAGGACUCGUCUGGCGGUAGUGGUCGCGGGACGCCGAACAGCACCUCGAACGCCAGCCUAGCAGGAGGCCUCGCAGAGGCAUUGAGAGCACGACAACACGCGAUGCAAGGCAAGCACGAUGAUGAUGAUGAGUGGUGA